This is a messenger RNA of Sphaerulina musiva SO2202, 1482 nucleotides long. RefSeq lists its product as uncharacterized. NCBI's taxonomy places the organism in Eukaryota, Fungi, Ascomycota, Dothideomycetes, Mycosphaerellales, Mycosphaerellaceae. Gene Ontology annotation, biological process: Golgi vesicle transport; lysosomal transport; Golgi organization. The record is from RefSeq and is a predicted model, not a curated record. Gene Ontology annotation, cellular component: membrane; EARP complex; GARP complex. The coding region runs from base 1 to 756 and encodes 251 amino acids. The transcript has 2 exons.
AUGUCAAUAGCAUCACCUCGACCGUCCAUAUCCUCUCGGCGCACAUCCGUCGACACCAUCUCGUCACCCACUUCCAAAUCCGCAUCUCAAGCCGCCGAACGAGGCUCCCUCCGCCGCAACAGGACCGCUUUACGAGACUACUACAACCUCAAAGCCGCCCAGCAGUCUUCCGAUCAAGAGCCCACCACUCCAACACUAGAUCCCGACCAGGAAUCCGAACUCGAUAAGCCCGGCUUUGAACCAGAGCAAUACGUCCGCAACCUCCUCUCCUCGGAAGACUUAUAUGGAGUGCUGAAAAUCGAAGCCGGACUUGUGUCUGAUAUCAGGAACCUCGAUGGCGAGAAAAAGGCCUUGGUAUACGACAACUAUUCGAAAUUGAUUACGGCUACGAAUACUAUUAGAUUUCUGAGAGAGAAAAUGGACCCCAUGAUGCCUGGGACGACUACGCUGAUUCCGGCGAUUGGACAUAUCGCGGAGACUGCGGCGGGGUUAAAGAAGGAUAUGCAGGAUGCGCAUGGUACCGAUGGACAUGCGGCCAACGCCGGCGAAGAGAAGAGGAAACAGCAACAGACUGUGAGGUGGGUGCUGCAAAGUCCCGAGAGGAUCUCAGAGAUGAUGAGUGAUGGGAGGGAUGACGAAGCAAAAGCUGAAUGGGAGAAGGUGGAGAAGUUGCUGCAAAAGUGGCAUGGUGUGAAAGGGGUGGAUAACGUGCGAAAGGCUUGCCUGGCCGCACUGGAUAAUGCAGAAGGGGAUUGAAGACCGGACAGUCCUUUCAUGAACAGGUCCAUCCUUUCGAUCGCGCUAGCCAAUGACGCUCCAUUGUCAGUAAAAGCCGCUAUUGUGGACUCUCAAAAUCCGGCACCAGCGGCUUCGCCAUGUCUAGCAACGUCUACCUCAUGGGCAAGACUCGGAGCAGUUAUCUCCGCUCCGAAUCCGCUUGCAAGACAGCAAGGAAACUUGCUGGGGCCCCUGAGAUGAUUGAGUAUCGAUCCUCAUGAGCACGAGAGGUCGUCAGAGGCACAAUUGACUCCGGCCACGAUGCAAAGACGAUGACGGUUUGUAGCUAGCCUGCAGCACCAAUGUGAUGUGAAUAUCGAGCAAACCAAGCAGUGACAGAUGCAAUAUUGCAUGACUGCACUAUCGGGCUGUUCUAUCGUCGUACUCUGGACUUUCUGCUGCUGAUGGUCGAAUGGCUCUCACACGAUCGCGCUCGCGUCACAACAGAGUCCUGUGGUCAGCUGAACAUGUGAAGCACAUCAUGAUUCCAGCGCUCAGCCCGAAGCUCCUGGUGUAGGCACAACGACGGGUACUUCGGCGAUUUGUAUUGCACCGACCUUAGGUAUGCGUUCACUUCCCCCAAGUUACUUGUAGGCACUGUUGUGAGUGGAAUGGGGAUGGCUGCGUCACAUCGGCCACAACACGUGGAGGAGCACGAUUGUGUAGAGUAGAGGUACAUGAACAUAGUGUGAUAUAUAUACCAAU